Molecule: messenger RNA, 2420 nt
Organism: Heterotrigona itama
Lineage: Eukaryota; Metazoa; Arthropoda; Insecta; Hymenoptera; Apidae
Source: the annotation of a GenBank genome assembly
AUGUCUCCAGUGAUGCCAGCACGAAUUAUGAUUCCAGAAUUACAACAACUUAUCAUAUACUUCUCGAAAAACACUUAUAGAGCCAAAGAAGCAGACAGUAUGAGUCAAGAUAUCAUCCAAAAAUGUCUGAGUCUCAUUGAUGUAGAUUAUAAAUAUUCUAUCAUAUGUAACACUACAGGUGAUCUCUGUGCACACUAUCCUAGCCAUCUUAUCAUUUUAGAGAAGGAGAAAAUCGACAAAUAUAGGGACUCAAAUGUUAUUGAUGUCCCACCAUCACCACUAUGCACAGAAGAAGAUAUAAGAAAUAAACAGGAAAACAUAAAUAAACUGAAGGAAUUGAUGAAAAAUGCUAGAUUUGCCAGAUGUCGUUCAAGAUUUCCACUGCCGGUAAUAAUGUAUAAAGGUAGACAUGUAUGCAGAUCGGCUACUUUAUCUGGUGGACCAGAAAUUUAUGGUAGAACUGGGCUAGAUUAUUUCUUUGCUAGUGAAACUAGCGAAACUACCGAAACUAGUGAAACUAGCGAAGCUAGCAAAACUACUGGCAAAACUAGCGAAGCUGGCAAAACUAGCGAAGUUGGCAAAACUAGCGAAACUAAUACUGAGCAAGAAGUAGAUAAAAUUGAUUUGCCUGAGAGUGAUUCUCUAGUUAGUGACUGGCAAUUGUUUGAUAAAGUUAGAAGCCAGGACAUCAAACUUCUGAAAACUCUUAAUGUAGGAAUUAUUAUUGAUUUUAUGGUUGAGAAUAAGAAGGUCAAAUAUGGAAUGAACGUGUCAUCCUCGGAGAAAGUAGACAAAUUGGGAAGAUAUUCCAACUUUGCCAUAAUUUCACUGCCGUAUCCUGGAUGUGAAUUCUUUAAAGGGUUUAGAGAAAAUGACUAUGUCGCUGACAAUUUGAUAUUUGAUUGGUCUCAGGCCUAUGUAAACGCGCAAAUCAAAGUGCCAGAAGAUACAAUUUCUUCUCAGUUACAAAUCGAUUGGGAUCGUUAUCAACAGUGGGAUCUACUUAUAUUAACUCAAAAUUAUUUAAAACUCAUAUUAAAGUAUUUGAGUGAGAGUAGUAAUGGAAUGUUAAUUCAUUGUAUCUCAGGAUGGGAUCGUACACCUUUAUUUAUUUCAUUAUUAAGACUCAGCUUGUGGGCUGAUAAUGUAAUUCACACUUCAUUGGAUGCGCACCAGAUGCUUUAUUAUACCAUUGCAUAUGAUUGGAUGCUGUUUGGCCAUGAUUUACAGGAUCGACUAAGCAAAGGAGAAGAAAUUUUCUUCUUUUGCUUUUAUUUUUUAAAAUACAUUUGUGAUGAAGACUUUAGCAUCAAGCAAGACUUUAGCAUCAAGCGUGAUAGCAACUCACGCUCGUCUGAUAAUGACGAGAUGGAGCAUCUAAUAUUUCAUAUGGAUUCGACGACAGAAGACCCAAGUAUUAGUGCGAAUGGUUCUGAUAUGAAGAGAACUAGCAGAGCUAGCAGAGGUGGUAAAGAUAGCCAAAAUGGAUAUUCAUCAUCGGAAUUAAUUUGGACUAAUUCCCCUUCAGAAACUAAAAAAUUUAGUAAUAGUGAUUCGCAGAUAGAGGAGCCCAUAUUUGAUAUGGACCCGAUGACAGAGGAACCAAGUAUUAGUGCAAGUAGUUUUAAUAGUAACAGAAAUAGCAGAAAUGACAAAGAUAAAUCACCAUCGAAAAUAAUUUUGACUAAUUCUCCCCUAGCAACUGAAGAAUUUAGUAAUAAAAAGGCGCCAUCAUUGCCAUCUUCUCCGAACAAAGAAGAAACUGCUCACAAAUCUGUGCCACGUGGUCAAACUUCUCCCGUCGCAUUAGUUGGACGUCGACAACGAACCGAAUCCACCUCGUCUAUUGACUCAUGGCAGAUAGUUACCGGAACCGGAAGUUUACACGGUUCUACGACUGCUAAUGCACCGCUUAUAGAACAACUGACAUCUAAUUCAAGUAAUGAGCCCUCCGAAUCUAUUACUGAUAUGAGCAAAACGCUUACCGAGCAUGACGUAUAUUCGUCGAUAACACACUCCCGCAAAGACAAGUUAUGUUUUUUAAGAAAUGUAUUUUACACCGCUUAUAGUCAAACUGGAUUUCGAAUGAAAGAAAAUUCCGAACCAAGUAACAUUAGCCAGAUAAUUGAAAACAUUACCGGAAUAUUUUCGUCAACACAGACAACCUUAUGACUGUAACAUUAUUAAUAUCUCUUCCCUCUCCUUCUCCUUUCUUCCUAUCUUCGCAAUUAUGAAUUUAUUGUUAUCAAUUUCUUGACUCAAUUUAGGAUUUUAUAAAAAGCGCUAUACAAUGAAAAUAAAACAAUUGUACAUUGUCGUUUAUGUGAAUAAUGCGUUGUUAUACAGAAAAGAAAAGGAAUAGAGUGUAUGCGUAUAAUAUGAAUAAAGAUUUGAUAUUUUUGUAUAUAUAUAUAUAUAUA